AUGAUGAUUAUGAACUGGCUUUUGUCGUCAUGCUCAAUGGUAGACACUAAUCUGUACACUUUUGCGUUCCAGAUUCGUGUCGUCAAUGCGUUUCGUAUGGGCAUUGAACGCAGGGAACCCAGUCUUUCCGGCCCAUCUGUUCAACGUCUGCGCGAAAUCUCACGCCAGUUGCAGUUACAGCAGAAGCAGCGUUCGCGCACCACCUCUAUCGCUUUUCCAUUCUCCGCUCUUAAUAUCCGAUCUUUAUCUACCCCCUCCGGUCAGCCGAAGGGGUACACAUGUAUUGUGCUUCGCGGCACGAUUUCAUUUCUCGUCUUUUACUUCAGUAGCUUCAUCUGUGGUGAACGCGGUCUGCAGCUCAGGGUCUUGGUGACGUUGUCGUCGCUUGACUCAUCCGCCACCCUCUCAGAACGGAGGGGAUUCACCACUUCCGUACUGAUGUGUACUUUCUGCCGAUUUUGAUU
Soboliphyme baturini is the source of this 464-nucleotide messenger RNA. The record is from the annotation of a GenBank genome assembly. Lineage: Eukaryota; Metazoa; Nematoda; Enoplea; Dioctophymatida; Soboliphymatidae.